This is a messenger RNA of Porites evermanni, 24537 nucleotides long. Lineage: Eukaryota; Metazoa; Cnidaria; Anthozoa; Scleractinia; Poritidae. The record is from the annotation of a GenBank genome assembly.
AUGAAGCGUUUUCAGACUUCUAAAUACCGAAAUGCUGCUCCUAAGAUUCCCAAGAAAGAGGUAAACGUUAAGGAUUUUGUGAUUUUCCCAUUUAAACAACAAUCUUCCCGUUGUGCAUCAGCUGGCCGAAGUUUCUUGUCUCAGCUGAUUUUGUUGUUAGGUUAGUCUUUUCCGGCUUGCUUUGUAAGGAAGAAACAGAUAACCCAGCGAUAACUUAAAUAAUAAAGUACGCUUAAUUAUUGUGUAAUAGUUUUAGAGUUGUCAAUGUUGAGAAGUCGAUGACCCCAUGUCAAGUAUAGCUAGACUUCUGAAUGUUGGUGUCAUUAACGUCUGCUCCCUUGGAACGAAUUUGAAAGUGAGAGGACAAAACGGUUAGAAUCACUGAUGGUCUACUCAACUGUAAACUUUAGAGGUCUGUUCUUGUAAGGGGUCUGUGGGUAUCCUUUCCCACAAUUAUAUUUUCAUGCCCCCCCCCCCCCACCCCACCACCACCCCCACAAAAGAAAGUGGAGGAGCACAGGCCCACCCGGCCGCCCUACUAGUCCUACGGCCAUGACCAUAAAAUGAAUGAAAGGUUGCUACAGUCUUUCUAGGAUCUGAAGCACUGUCAUGAAUUCUACUGUUUGUAAGUACUGUAUUUUUGGUUGAGAUCAUAACUUUCUUUGUUGAACUUGUAUUUCAAGUUUCAAAUGUCCUAAAUUUAUACCCUCUUUAAAUGGUGGGUGGAACAGGUAGUUUUAAAAGGUCUUUUUUUUUUUCACUAUUAACACCUUGAUUCCCUCCCAGAUCACAACUGAGAACAAGUGAAAAGCUCUUAUUAAAUAUAAUAGAAGGGUUUCUUGAGAACAUCAGCUUGACUGAGAGACUUAUUAAAAUGUCUUGUAAACAGAGAAAUAUUUUGGCAAAUUAAAUUUGCUAUCGAUCAUAAAAUUAUAAAUUUUAUAAUGAAGAAUGAUGAUUGAUAGCAUUUCUAUGGAGGUAAGGUGAUUGACUCCCACACAACAGCAGAAAUAUUUGAAACCAAGUUGUACCACUGCCAUGCAGCACAACAAGCCUUGUUCUGCUAAAUGACUUCAGAGCUGUCAUGUGGGGCAAGUUAGUGGGGCAUUUAUUAGAGAGGUGCAUCCAAUAUAAGAAGGAAAGUGAAGAGGGUGGCAUAUAUUAGACAAGAGGUGCUUAUUUGAGAGAGGGAUUACAAUAGGUGGAGAAAAUGCCCCCCAUAAGAAAAAAUAAAAACUUUUGACAUUUUAGCUUUGCUGAUCAUUUUCUUUUUCUUCUUACCUUAAUGUUCUAUUAAUCAUUAGAUCAUAUAUUUAAAUGCUAUUUUGUGCCUUAUAAAUAAUAAAUUAUUUUUAUAUAUUAUUAUUAAGUACUCAUUUUGCAUUUUGCACUUAUAUGCUGGUACUGAUACAAAAAUGAUUUUAUGGGUAUUGACAUUAUUUUAGGAAUGUGUUACUGGUAUCCAUGUCGGGGCCUUGAAGAGUUCUUAUGGGAAUCACAUCAAAGCAAGUGACAGUUUCAUGGUAUUUAAUGUGGAAACUGGAGGUAAGCUGCACGUGUGUAACAACAACAACAACAACAACAAUUUUAUUCUUGCAUGCACUAGCGGUUAAAUAGCUUGCCUCGCAAAUAGCUUGAAAGCUAGUUGUGGUGGGGCAAGACAAGUACGUGAAUAACAUAUCUACUAAAAACAAAAAACACUGCACUUUACAAAGCCUUGCACAGUUGAAAUGAAGAAUAAAACAAAGAAGUUCAGUGAUCUAAUUAACUACUCAGUACUUACUGACGUACUUUAUUAAUUAAUAUAACAAUGCACUAAGAUAAGGAGUCACUCUUAAAGAUGAAUAACACAGAAAAGGAAAGUUAAAAAUUUAGCAAGUAUAUCUAUCUACAAAGACCGACUUUUUAAAUGAUUGCAGGGAUCGGAAUAUAGUGAUCUUCUUUUUCUAAGAUAUCAAAUUGCAAUUUACGAAGAACUUUCUUGAAUGUUUUCUUAGGCAGAUCUGUUAUAUAGUGUGGUAUCUCAUUCCGCACCUUAACUCUGAGCCUGGAGAAAGAAUUGUUUUGUAUUUCUAGUCUGGCACUUUUGACGUAAAACUUUCCGGACGUGGUUGAUCAUGUAUUGUGUGAGUGAACAUGAGAUGUUUUCUGAAUAAAUUAAUAUUUUUGUUGGGGCUUUCUCAUUAUUGAUAUUGUGAAUUGAAAUAAUAUUGAUAGAGACUCAUGAUAAAGAAAAGUUAUUGGUAGCAGGUUAGCUUCAAGAAAUUAGUAAUGGAAUUGUAUGGUCAUGCCAGUCUGCAAAGUACAACAAACAAAGUGCUCUCUCUGCCUGACUCUAGGCAGUAAGACCAUAAGUUAAAUAGAUGUUCAGUAGUAUUGGUCGAGGUAGAAAGUGGCGUAGCUUUGCAACGAGCGCAACAUUUUAAAAUUAUGAUUUUUGUAACAAUAGAAUCAAUGUGCUUAUUAGUGAAGAGGCUGGUAGAGUGCUUGACACUACAGUACAACUGGCAAAAAUGACAAACAUUGCUGCUCUGCUUUAGAGCGGUUUUCAUUUGAGUGUCGAAAAGUAAUUGGUUUUGCACUUUCUACACGAUGCGAUUGGCUUAAAAGAUUCGCGCCACCUUUUCAUCCAAUCAGAAGUAAAACCAAAGCCAAUUGUGACUCGCGCUUUGCGUCAGCCACAUGUAAUUACUUCGAGUUUUGAUUGGUUUAAUGUAUUGUCUGUGUCCUAUGUGAUUGGCCAGAGUAAUUACUUUGGUUUUGGUUUUACGACACUCAAACGAAAACCACUCUAUUAUCCACGAACCAUUUUAGUGUAGGUCGAAAUGAAAUAAGUCCAGUUUGAAAUGGUUUCAACUUUGGUUGAUUCUCAAUUUCUUUUAGGGCUAAGAGACAGAAAAUUGAGUAUCAAAGUAGGGUGAAACCAUUUUAAUGUGAAUUUCAUUUUGACCUACAACAUAUACAUGGUGAAAUGAAACUAUUUUACAACAAGAUUCCUGAUUUUAUGGUACUUGCAUUUUUAGGUGUAAAUUUUCUUAUCUUUUUUGUCUAAAGGAGGAAGUCUUGGUGUUCUUCCACUUGGAGAAAAGGGCAGGAAGGAUCAUUCACUUCCAUUGCUUCAUGCACAUUCAGGUAUCUACCACUUUUCCUCUUUGCUUGUAAGUUACUUUCUGUUUUUUGUGUGUGACAAGAGGAGACAGAAAUUCUAAUCUCCAGGUUGCUGUCAAACAUGAUUGGCAUGUAUAUAGCCAGCAUAUGUUUAGACUUCCGCUAAAAAUGAAGGGAAUACAGUCAACUCCCUUGAUUGCAGGCACUGUUGGGACGUCAAGUUUGUGUCCCUAUUAGUGAGAGUCUGUAAUAGGGAAAGUUUAUUUUCGUCAUACGUUUGCAAUUUGUUUUUGCUGUAAAUUUAGCUGCUGUCCUCAUUAUCGGGGUGUCUGCAAGGCAAGAGUUGGCUGUACAUAGAAUGCAAUCUGAUCACACCAGUGGGACAUUCUAUCACUCACAAUCUUCAGUGCUGGAACAAGAGCGUUCUGACCUUCGAUCAGAAGCCUGAAACUUGUGGGCACUCCCUAACCUUUGAUUAUUACUAGUUACAUUGUUGUACUGUCAUUGUUUUUAUGUAGAUUUUAUUACUGACAUGGACUUCUCGCCCUUUGAUGGAUCACUCCUUUGUACUUGUUCUUAUGAUCGAGCAGUAAGUAUAAAUAUUUGAAUAAAAUAAUGACUGGGAGAGUGUUAAAAGAGACAUCAUCAUUAUGUUUAUUUUGUAACUGUGAAUGGUAUACCAAUCAAGAAGAUGUGUAGAGAAUGUGAAUGAGACCAGUCCGGGUGUAAAGAGAAUUUCACUUUUAAUCAGGACCAUCUGGCCAGACGAGUCUAUAUUGUUCCCAAUAAGCAUUUAUGACAGUGAUGGGUUGUUAGCAAAAAUUCCCAAGAAAAGCCUAAUAUUCCUUUUUAUAGUGACCCGUCCAGUAGCCUGCACCACAAACGCAGUUGAAGUCCUGUUAGUAAAGCCAUUGUUGAUUUGCCCAUCUGGCCCGGGUUGUUUGAAGCUGGGUUAAGAUAACCCAGGGUUAGUGCAAAAUUUGAACUCAGAUAUGGGAGCUUAAAAAGCAAAUUUAGUUUAAUUUUCUUUGCCUACAAUUUGAUGAUUGGAUACUCUAAAAAGAAUAGAGAAAAUUAUCUGAAAGAGUGCUUUUGAUAAAAAGAUAAAGCAUUGCGGGUUACAAUUUAACCCCUGGUUAGCACUAACCGGCCUUCAAACAACUGAGCUCAGGUUGAAAAGGAAUUCAACAAGCAUUUCCAGUAAUUUGUUUAAGCCAUUGAGGGCCCAGAGCAAGAACAUCAGCACAGCUUCGCAGAUGUUACUCAGCGGAGUUAAAUUACGUCAGCUGUGAUGGUCUGUCCAGCUGGCCAGUUCUGACUUUUGGCAAGUGCUUUUGAUACAGAUGUACAGUUCUGCCAUAACACUCCAAAGCAGGGCUUAAAGGUAAAACAUGGGUUACACAGACUCGGAGGCAACUCAAAAAUUUGUUUUUGAAUAGUACCCGCAUUUCUCAAAAGGGCCCUGUUAGGGGAAAUUCCAACAAUUAAUAUCAUGGCAUUAAAACAAGGACACAGGACAAUUGAAAUGUCAACAAAGACGUAAAGGUGAAUUCAAACUGCAGAAGUGACAAAGACGUGAAAAUACCAACAUGGGCAAGGCUUCCUGCUCUAUGCGAGAAGUAAUGUGUAAAAUUCAGACUAUAAAGGACAAACACCCCAUUUUGUCCCCCUAAAAUGGUGCAAGUUAGAUGAGUGUAUAAAUCUCUUUAGUGAUAUCUAAGUGGGUUUUCACUUUCCAGAUAAAAUUAUGGGAAAUCCCGGAUGAAGAAUUUAAGGGGUUGUCCAAACCUCUUUGUGAACUUCCCAUGCAACAUGUGAGUAUAGAAUUAAAUUGCUCAUUGUGAUAUUUUUACCUUUGCUUUGUUUGACAUGUAACUAAGAUGUUUCUUUUUUCACAUUUGUUGCUAAGGGUCGUGUUGAAAAUGUCCUCUUCCAUCCUUCAGCAAGUGAGGUGAGCUUAACCUAGUACAUGUAAAUAUGGGGUUUAUAACAGUUUUCCAUCCGGUUUGGUUAGGCCAUCCCUUUUUUUUCUUUGUUUACCGUCAAAUGGGUUUCCUGAUGUUGGGUUGGUCGGUCGGAUUGAAAAAAAAAAACCUAAAAAAAAUCACAAGAAGUUUCGGAAUAGUAGGCUCUGGUACCCCAGGACGACGUUAAAAGUUAACAUUCACAUAUUUGGAUUAACAAAAUGUACAAUAUACUGUGAAAAAUGUUCAUGUUUUUGUUCCUGUUUUUCUCUAUGCUGUUACUAUGUUCAUUUUUCAGGUUAAAAGAAUUAUUUUAAGUGAAAAAUGGUGUAACUAUGUCGUUACUUUUUUUUUUUGAAAACGCCAAAAAUUUGGGUCCGUCAGACGACAAUAAAAGGAGAAAAAGGAUGGCCUUAGUUAAGGAAAGUCAACAGCUAAUAAUUAAAUUUUGGCAUGUCUCUCUCACUCUUUUUUCAUCAUAAGUAUUGUCUUUUAAAACAGGUACUUGGUAGUUCAUGUGAUAAAACUCUUACAAUCUGGGAUUUACAGAAGCAACAGCCAAAAUAUGGUGAGUAUUAUUAUAAACUACAUAAAGUCAUUGCAUAACUUAUAUCAAUAUUAUUGUGAUAAUUGUUACCAUUUCAACAAACAUUUAUCGACUGAAAAAGGCAGUUUUGUGGAUAAAAUAUAAGUUUGAAAUAGUUAAAAGGGUUCGCACAAUCUUCAAAAGGCCUUGAAUUUCAGAGGAAGUCCUCAAAAUGUCCUUUAAUUCUAGUCAAUAUAAUCUUUAAGAAGUCCUUAAAUUUCUCCAAUCGUCCUUGGAUUUUCACCAGACUUGGAGAUAGCAAUAUGAAGUUGAGAUUUUAAGUACAAGUUUGGGUAUUCCUGUUUUUGAAAUUUGUUUAGUAUUAGUCUUGCCCAUUUCACUUGGAUUCCUGUCACACAGUGUAGUGUCUAGUGUUGUUGGCAGCCCUUUUUGCUGUGAAUUUUGCCUGGAAAGUGUGCCUUUAAUUUAAAACAAGGAAGAGCCUUUGAAAAACAAAAGUAGUUUCCAGAACGUCCUUGAAAAGCUCCUAGAAAUAGAUCUUAAGUUUGUAAGCAGACCGUGCUUAAAAUUUAGCAGUGAAUUUUUUGUACAAAGUAAAGUUUUCAUAUGGUUAAGAUGCUUUAACAUUAAAGCCUUGUUCAAUUUGUUGUACAUUACAGAAUUGAAAGACCACAAGGAUUUGAUUCAGAGUUUUUGUUGGAAAGUAGACGGUUCAUUAUUAGUUACAUCAAGUAAGGUACAUGACUUUCUUCUGUGUUGUAAGAAAUCUUUCCUGAAGCUUUAUGAUACAAGCAGUAGAAGUUAAAAAAGGUGUUAAUUGAACCAGUAACAGUUGACUAUACCAAGGCCUUUAUUUUUCUUGAAGUGGACAGGAAAAAAAUGUUGUAGCAGCAAGUAUUGUCUUAGAAUAAAAUUCAACCGUAAGCUGAUUUAUUUUUUCUUUUUUUCUUUUACGUUUGCCACAUAGAAUAAAUAUUACAGAAAGAAAAAGAAAAAUAUAUAUAUUACUAAGAUUGCAAAUUUACAGGGCAGGAAAAGCUCCAAAAAUACUUCAAAAUUAAAUGUAAUACUAAGUAACUUGACUUUUUUAAUUGAUAGAGUGGCGAGGAAGCCCAAUAGAAACUAAAUAGCUUGAAGAAAUUUGGUUCCUCAUACCUAAUUAUGAUUUAAUGUAAGCUGCCAUAUCAUGGUCAGGCGAGUUUAAUUUAUAGCUCUCUCGAUAAAUGAUGAUAAAUAUGUGAAUUUCAUGUAUCUGGGAACCAAGGAAUGAAAAAAUAAGAUGAAAUGAAGGUCAUUGCAGUUAAAGAAUGCAACUUAUGCAGUUACGGAAAGGAAGCCUGAAAAAUUUAGGCUUGCAGUCCUCUAAGUAGUUGAGCUAGCAAGCAAACUGGGAGCUGGUCAUUAAUUGGGUUUGUUAUGUCAUAUACUGUAUGUUCUUCCAUUUUAUUUCAGGACAAGAAAAUUCAUGUGGUAGAUCCUCGAAACGCUUCUAGUGUUGAGGUAAAUGCAUAGUUUAUCUUAAUAACUCUAUUUAAUAAAGAUUAUAAGUGUGGAAAUAAAUAUCUUAUUAUUUUGUGCAUAGUGCACAUGUAUGCUUCUACAUGUAUCUAUUUUAUUAUAAAGUUGAAAACAAAAAGAAUAUAGUUUUUACAGCUGAGUUUGUUAACUCCUUGAUCAAAACAUAUAACUUUUCUGGUUCAUUUUUCUUGUGAUAGAGGUUAAUACUUUGAUGUGGUUGCUUACAUUUCACUACAAUUGUCAGUGAAAAAUGAAUGAUUACACAUUGUAUUGUGCUGUAGGAAUGUGAUGGCUUUGGAGGAAGUAAGGAUACUAGACUGUUGUGGCUAGGAGAUACCGACCGAAUUCUUGGCUCUGGGUUUACUGCGGUAAGAAUAGUUGUACAAUUAGCCAAACCUCCCUUAUGUGGUUGAUUCCCUUUUGACUAGGUUUUGUUAUAAGUACUUUCAUGCACUACAGGAAUAAAGAAGAAAACUUCAAUUUGUUGGUAUUCUGUUGAAGCUCACCUUGCCACCUCUCUCAAAAGCAACCAGCCUAUAGUUAUGCCCCUUUCUGUGAAACCCUCUUUCAACUGGGACUUGAGCUCUUUAAUGAGAUGUCAAUGAUCUCUCCAUUUAGUGAUCACAACUACUUUGUGAAAAAAAAAGAUACAUUGACAAAUUUGUGAAAUCACAUGCUUAAUUAAGGACUUGAAAAUGGUCCUGUUCAGUAGUCCAGAAAGAAUUGAUUUUCUUGCUGAACGAGUAACUUUUGAGGCUCACUUGCCCAAUUGGCAAGGAUCAAGGCAACUCAUCCUCUAACAAAAUCAUCAACUAAGACAAGCAAGUAGCAUGUUACCCCAGGCUAGGAAAAUGGAAUUCAAUUUUUUUCAAGCCCUGCUUAAUACUUCUUGCCCAGCAUUUUAGCUCUUGUGUGUUAAUUCUAUACUUUGCAUGCUUCUUAUGUUCUUCAAGGUAGUGAUUAACAAUGCUUGUGUACCUUCCUUGGUCCUUUCAAAUGCAUCAUUGCUACAGCUUCACUACAAAAUGUUUGGUUAUAUAAGUCCCCAUACACAGUAAUGUAUUUUAUCAUGUAUUGUAUCAUGAUCAACAUUAUAUUAUGGGAAAAUGUAUAUUUGCAGCCCUGCCAAGUAUUUGGUGAAUCUGUGCUGUAGAUAUAAAUAAGUAGGUAAGUAAAUAAUAUAAAUAAUAAAAAUGUUAAAUGUUUUUACAGUCUAACAAGCGUGAAGUUAGAGUUUGGGAUGUACAUAAUAUGAGCAAACCAGUGCAGACACUGAACUUUGAUUCAUCAUCUGGAGGGUAGGUGCAGAAUUUAUAGAAUUGUUUUUUGAUUUAUAGUUGUAAGGCUUUAGAGUAUUGGUGGCUUAAACCCUGUGAUGACCAUAAAUGUUCCUCCACAUUUUCUUCUUCCAAUGGGUUGUAUAAUAUGGAUAUGUGUGAUAAAUUAAUCAAUGUAAAUCUUCAAUGGAGUUCAUUUGAUUCAUCCAUGUGGGAAGUAGCAAUACUCCAGUCCUAGAUGCAUCAUAUGGUUAAGGAAUACAGGCAAGGCUGGAGGGAGCCUGAGAAAACAGCUGACAUCUUGUGAUGCCACCACUGGUUUCCCUACAAAAUGGCAUCUAAGAAACUAGUGCAGAAAUUCCAUACUGAUGACUUGUCACUACGUAGAUCUAGGUAGUGAUGAGUCAUCUGUAUAGAAUUUCUGCACUUGUUUCUCAGACAUCAUUUCGCAAGAAAAUCAGUAUCAAUUGACGUCACAAACUGUUAGCUGUUUUCUCAGGCUAGGCUAAAGGCUUCGAGAUAAAAGUACUGCAUAAAUUAAGUAAAAAAAUAAUUUUUUAAAUAAUUAUUAGACAGUUUCAUGCUGUACAUAACAAUGACAUUGUCAAGGUGUUGGAGGUUAAAAGUAAUAUCAUAAUGUCUUAAGAAAUCUAGAACUCUCACAAAUAGAAAUGAAAUGCAUAGCUUGUUAGGUGAUUCCUGUAUUAAGAAAGAUUUUGAUGCUCUUUUAAAGUAAAGCAAUAUUAAAUUAUUAUUGAAUUAAAGCAUUCGAUUUAUAAUGCUUCACAUUCAAUUUUUGUUUUCUUACUCAAAUAAAUGCUGGAAUAUAACUAUUUAAUACAGGUGUCAGCUGGUGACCAGAGAAAAAAUUUUGGUCACCAAGUCAAACUUUUUGGUUGUGAGUUUUUGGCUUCAAGGUAUCCUAUGGUAGCCAUAUCAGAGGAGAAUGCUAGUUCACUGACAGCGCCCUUUUUUGUCAUUUUCUAGGGAACUCGUAAAAUCCGUGAACAAUAUUAUAGUAACAGUUACCCUUGACUUUAUUCAGAAAUCUUUCGACUUCAGCAUCAGUUUGUUCAUAUUGAUGUUAAUCUUGUCGUCUUAUGUUUCUUUUUUUUAUUAAUUCAGUGUCUGUUUUAUGUUUAUGAGAUGUCUUACCAGUUGGUAACCAGUUCUUAAGAUGUAGUCACCAGCACUCCAGUUUUAGUUGAAUUGGUGACCAGUGAGUCAAAAUUUCGAGCCUUGAAAUGCAUUUCCAUAGGAAAAUAAUUUUGUGUGUUGUAUUAGGUAAUUAAUAUAACAUAUCCAUUUUUAAAUGCAGCAUACUGAUGCCAUUUUAUGAUCCAGACACCAAAAUGCUGUUUUUGGCAGGAAAGGUAUAAAACAAUUAAGUUAAUUGCUUAAUUAGUUUCCCAUUGCUUGUGAUCCUAUUUUUAUUCAUAGUCCAGUUGACAAAAAUUAUUUUAGUCACUAACUCAAACAAUGUUUAAUUGGUACCCGAUUAUAAAUUAUACUGUUAAGGUGGCUGGACACAGUUUGAUAGGCUGUGGAUCAUAACCAAUCAUUAUGGUGUCACUUAAGACUUGUUGCAGGUAUAAAUCUCAAAUUUGGCAUGAACAAAAUGUAUUCACAAGACAUGACAUUUAUUAGGUUAAAAGUAAGAUUUUGAUUGUUGCCAUGGCAACAUGGAUGAUUGGAAACAAGCCUAAAAUUUUGAAUAUAAUUUUGUUAAAUGAAAUUUAACUAAGUUAACCACCACAAGCUUAGCAGUCAAGCGGUGCAUGAGCUUAGAUGUCAAACAGUCCACAAGCGUAGUAGUUAAGCGGUCCACGAGCCUAGCAGUCAAGCGGUCCAUGGACUUAGCAAGCAUCCAGCAGUUAAUCCCAUAAGUGCAGGCUCACAUGAUAUGUGGUAGCUUUGUUCGCAGCUAGUAUCUUCAAGUUCUUUAUUGAGCAUUUUUGGAGCGGUCUGUGGAGUGGUUGUUUGAAUGUCUUCGCCCUUGCCAUCCCCUAUGUUUUUUCCUUCCACAGUUUCAUCAGAAUAUAUGGGGGCUCGUGGCUGGGUAGCAGGGAUUUACCAGCCAUAAGGGCAGUAUUCUGUCUAUUCUAUCUCAGGCUGGCCAGAGUGGAAGCACACAUGGGUAUCACAGGCACACACCUUCCACCUAAGAGAGUCAUUUGGUUAAUGAGUUUUAUGCCAAAAUCAGUCAUCAGAUUCCUUUUUGAAUUUGUACACAACUUACGUUAUUAGCAUUUACGCAUUAUUUUUAUCAGUUUAGUUAUGGAGCUUUUUAAUUUCUGUUUGUUAUGCAACAGGGUGAUUCUUUUAUUCAGUACUUAGAAGUCUCUGAAACUGCUACAUCUUUCAUCACUCCAGGUAAUCAUUUUUAUCAUCUUAUACCUACCAUCAGUGUUGUAAAAACCAAAGUCAUGUGCAGUUAUUCAUGUUUGUUCUAUUCUUUUGAUGGCUGUUAGCCUGCAAAAACAGCUAUCUAUCCUCGCUGCUCGCUGCUAGGGAGGUUUCGUCACGAAAGAUGUGUGCACCUCAUGAUGACAUAAAAUCUGUCUAGAAUCUGCUCAGGAGCUCUGAUUGGUCAUUGUAGUAUUUAUAUGACAAACAGAGGACAAAUGUAAAUGCGAUGAAUCUAUAACAAAGACAGUCAAUAUUCAUGGAAUAUUAUUCUUCAGAAGGAGAAGCAUUUGAGUUUUGCGGGAGCUCGCUGGCAGAAGAACAAAACUUUACUAAUAUCUACCAGGAGAAACUUACAAUCAAACAAAUAUCCAAAGUUGCCUUGCCCUUGGACAAGCGCAAUACUAAUGCAGCUGCUUUGUUAAUCUCAUUUAGUCAACUCACAGAUUUUAGAAGAACAGCACAAAGGAAUGGCUACUGUUCCUAAACUUGCCUUGGAUGUCAUGUCCUGUGAAGUAGUGCGGCUUCUUCAGCUCACCAAAUCAUCUGUUGUUCCACUGAGUUACUGUGUGCCUCGUAGGGUAAGGAAUGAAUAAAUCUACUCUAAAAAGUUAAGAUGGUCACUCUUCCUUUCUGUAGACUCUCUACCACUCAGGAGGUGGGGUACUUCCUUUAAUGGUCUAUUGAAAGGGGUACCUUUUCCAGGCUUCAGGUAUAUAUAAGAAAAGGGAUUUCACAGGUUGAAGGAUAUGAAAGGUAGGGAAAUCUGUCUUUUUGUUCUCUGAAAAGCCCAAAAGGGCUAACAAUGCACUUAAUGGCUGUGAAAAAGUCGAAGAAAUGUUCUGAAUUUGUCAUUGAUUCAUAUUUAAAAGACAGUGCAUUUAUAUCAGUUAAAAGAGAUGCAUUGUUCUCAACUAGGUAUGUGAAAGGGUACCAUUUUUCAAUAGUAGGUAUACGAAAGGAGUACCUUUUCUGUGAAAAAUGUUAUAUAAAAGGGUAAGGGGUUGGACCUUUGGGCGGAGCCUUGCCAUAUUAAACUUAGUUGAGUACCCCCUAGGCUACAAAAUAAAUUCCAAUAUAAAUAUAGUUAAUCCUUGCUGAAUGGAAAAAUGGUUUGUGAUGCAUGGCACUUGCAGUAAGAUAGCUUAUAGAAUGAUAUAAUCUUAACGAAAAUUCAAAGACAUUUAAAAUGUCUUUAAAGAACUAGAUAUUUUGGGUGUUUAACCAUUCUUCAGUGUACAGAAAACCUUUGAACUAUCCAAUUGUUAUAAAACGUUAAAUUAAACGGCCUGUAAAUAGCGAGUUUAAGCAACAGGAUAGUAGAAAGAUAGUACUUGUCUAAUGAACACGAAUAGACAUCCUCUUGAUUGACAUUCAUCUGUUAGGCAGAAUUAUGAAGUACAUUUUUCUCUUAAUUCCAGCAACUAAGAGUCUGUGCACACAUCGAUUGUUGAUUUUGUUUUGCGCUUUGGAGAAGAAUGGAGUCAAAAAAAUUUACCAUAUACAAAGUGAGAUGUUGAGACCGCCCCCCUCCCCCACCCCGGUUAAAAGAUGGCUUUGUUAACAGUUACUCAUUUAGUUUCAUUUGAUAGUCUUACAGGGACUUUCAUGGAGACUUGUUUCCCGACACAGUGGCACGAGAAGCUUCCAUGACAGCUGAGGAGUGGUUUGGCGGAUCUGACACCCCUGUAAGUCAUGUUACCUAAAUAUAACAGUGUAAGUUAUAGCACUACAAUGUUAGGUGUGGAGAGUAGGUGGAUGUAACUUAUAGUUAGAGGGUGCGCAGAGAAGGGGGUAGAAGGGAUUUCUUUUGGUUCUAUUUUUCUUCUAUUUUCCUAUAAAAGUAGCUAGGGGAAAUCUCCAGCCCCCGCCUCUUAAUGAGAGCUCUGUUAAAUACCGGGGGUACUUUUACAGUCAAACUGGGAAAACCUUGAACACUUGAAAUAUUUCAUGAAUGUUUAUUGUGUUAAGACCAAUCACAGCAGAGAUUAGGACAUGCAAGCAAGCCACAAAACCACAAACUAAUUAACGUUCUUGAUUGCAGUUUAGUUUUCUCAUGCCUGAUUAGCUUUUUUCUUGCAACACAAUAACAUUCCAGAAAUAUUUCUGGUGUUCACCGUUUUCCCGGUUUGACUGAAACAAGAAAUUGACUACUUGAUCACUUAGACGUGUUGUUUUUUACAAAUUCAGAUGAAAAAAGUGUCUCUGGAUCCAUCUAAGCAACAGGCAAAGCAAAAACCAUCAGGGACAAAACCAAAAAAACCAGAUCUGAAGGCAAAACCUGCGAUAGAAUCAACGAAACCAGCUGUGUCUGCUGAAAAGGUAAAUGUUGUAUGUCAGAAGGGGGUGUCCUUGAUCACCUGCAAACAACCUUCUUCCUGGGUUAUGAAAUGACAGAAUGGAAAAAAAAAUGGUAACCAAAAACCCAGCCAAAUAAUGAGGCCUUCCAAGGAGUGGAAGUGACAGGUGAGCUGGCCCUGAAAACUGGUGUCAAUCGUCUCAGAAAGCACCUAUAAUCGACAGACAAUGAGGAAAGAAUUCCAGAUAAAUUUCAAAUUUCAGUAUCACAAAAUUUUAUGUGGAACCCACCGCAACAUUUUCUCCCUUGCUAAAAUGCAACAGUGACAUUUUUCGUAACAUACAAGGUGACAGACCGUCUCAGAAAUGGCUGAUAAAGCCACAGCUUACCCCCCCCCCCUCCCCACCCCUGGAAGGCAUUGAUAAUAAUAAAAAGUAAACUUGAGAAGGGCCUUAUACAAAAGUACAUUUUAUGUAUUGUGCAGUUUGCUAAUAACUUGCCUACAUUCAUUUAGUCAGCAGUUGAACGUAAAGAAGAAGCUCCCACAGCACAGGCUACCCAUGCAGUCAGUGAUCCUGUGCAAGAAUCUCCAGCAAAACCAAUAAAAGCUUUCACAGGUGUACGUACAUCAAAGUUUAGACAUCUCCAGGGCACACCCAUGCACAAAAGCAACAACAUUGAGAAUGUACGUAACUUGAGCAUUUCUCUGCCUGGAGACAGUGAUGCGUUUCAAGUCAAUCAAGAGUUUGUGACAUUUCCUUUAUCAGGACCUGGAGGACAGAUAGCAGUGGUGCCAGUAAGUGUUUAUUCAUCAUGAUCAGAGUGCAAAACCCAGGAGGGGUACUCCAUAUUUAAAGUGUCAGGGAUGAUCAGAGGAUUUUUGGGGGUUCGAAUUUUCGAUUCCGUGAUUUUUUUGGAAAGGAAAAUUUGGCAAGUACUUUUUUGGGAGUGGCUUAAUUAAGUAGUGAAUUUGGGGGGUAUUCAAAACAAUGUGAAGUUUCGUGAUAGUGCCAGUGUAUCCUGGCCAUGUGGGAAUAAAGUAAAACCAAAGUUGUUUUGCGGCUGUUUUAAUAUUUAAUGCAUUCUGGUACUAAGGACUUCUUUGGGGUAAGUUUUUGGUCUAGGUAUUUUCGGGGGGUUUGUUGGAAGCCUGGGGAUUUUUCUGAGUUUUGAUUUUUGCCCCCAUUCAAUCAUCCUGUCACUUGAAUCUGGAGUACCCCACUGGAGUGCAAAGAAAGUCAGUUUUACAACUUGCCAUUUCUUUGCAUCCUACGGGACACGUGCCAUGAAUUAUUUUGUGUCUUUGUGGAUUUUCAUGCAUCAGGGAUGCAGGACGCAUAGGUAACAAAGUCACUGACACAGUUUAAAAUUUUACAUCCCCUUUUCUGAUUGUUAGUUCCCUUGCCUUCCUUUUCAAGCUUAACAAACCUUGUCGCCUGCCUGACUCAGGAUUACCAGCCAUUCAGUGUGGAAGUAGUGUUCUUGAUUUUGCCAUGGAUCCAUUUAAUAGGCAGCAACUUGCAGCAGGUGAGUAUAGGUUAGAAGAUUUGGGACACUUUGGUUGUUUACUAUUUACAUGGGCAAAUCAGUUGCUUCACGGUUUUGGCUAAUGGUAAGCAAAAUUCAGGACUGGUAAAUUUCAUUCCGGAAUAUUAUUGUGUUUACCAUUUGUUCCAUCUACUUGAAAAAUGGCUGCGAAGGCCUAAAACUGGUAUCAAAGAUGGUUUCAAAGAAUUGGAACACAAAAUUCCAUAAGGAACAUUCCGACUGAGAAAAUAGGACUACCUUUUAACAUGUACCAUUUCUUCCAGAAAUUUUCCACUGGGGCCACCCACUAUGAUUGCUGCGAUCAUUGAAGAAAAAAAAGUUCAGCUAUCAUAAUGAUCAUAUGGAAACCACUCUACAGGGAUUGCAGUGAUUUUUGAGAUAGAAAUGUUUCUCAUUUCAGUGAUCAUUGUCACUGUGAUUACUACGAUUGCUGAAGAGUGGUUCCAAAAUUAUGAUCGCUACGAUUGGUGACCUUUUUUUUCAGCGAUCGUAGCAAUCAUAAUAAUGGAAACCUGGCUUUAAACAGACUCAUGUUCGUGAUUUUUGUCCUGAUUGUUUGGUAUCCCAUUCAAGAAGAGAAAGGACAAUAUUCAUAAACGAGGGUCCAUGUUGUCUGUAAAACAUCACAUCAGGAGAUUUUACAUUUGAUUAUAGUUGUGUAGAGAAGUUGGCAAAGAAUUGUAUUCAUUAAAGAUACAUACAAAAGAAAAUUGUACUUAAUUUUUAUCAUCUCACUUUUUUUUCCAGCUUGUGAAAGUGGUUUUGUUAGUAUUUGGGAGAUUCCUGAUGGAGGCCUGACUGAGACUUUAACCUCCCCUUUAGUGGUGUUGAAAGGUUAGUCAAAAAGUCUUACUUCUGCAAGUUACUGCAUUUUGUUGCUUCAGUUCAUCAGCAGAUGACAACAACCUUUGAGAUGAUAACAACCUCCGAGAUUUGCACAAUUUUUCAGAUCAAAUGAAAGCUGAAUCAAAUAAAAAUAUUAUUAUUGUUUUAUUAUUCGUUUCAAAUAAUUCUUAGUGUAAAAAAGUAGCCAAAACAUGCCCACCUCGACUGAUGUCAAGUUUCCAUCUUCAUCAACCUGUUCCUUGCCAAAUUCAGGAUAAAAAGAGAUCUUAAGUCUAACAUGAGUUGUUAUGCAUCUCCAUUUGACAAUUCUUUCCUUUCCAGGACAUAAUGACAAACCAAACCUGGUCAAGUACCAUCCAGUGGCUAGUGGAGUACUGGCAUCUUCAUCUUUGGAUUUGACAGUCAAAAUAUGGGAUAUCAACAAAGCAAAAGCUCUGAUUACUCUCACAGGCCACAGUGAGCAGGUAAGAAGGUCAAAAGUCAGAUCUAAUGUACCCCAAGAAAACAGCCAACAUUUUGCGAUGCCACUACUGGUUUCCAUGCAAAAUGACGUCUGAGAAACAAGCACAGAAAUUCCAUACUGUUGAUGUGUCACUACCCUGAUCUGGGUAGUGCUUCUAAUUGGUCAUGCCUCAUGGGAAAUUUGCUUCCGUUAAUCAGAAGUACUACCCAGAUCUGGGUAGUGAUGUGUCAUCAGUAUAGAAUUUUUGCACUCAUUUCUCAGACGUCGUUUCUCUGUGAAAUCAGUGGUGUUUUUUCUUUGAAACCUUCAGAGCAGAGGUACGGGUUCGAUAGAGGAUAACCAGAAGUGAAGCCUUGUCCCUUCACACUAUACCACAAUCGCUGUAUUUGAAAGUGUCUCUACUCUUGCAGAGACAAAUUGCCCGAAAAUUGGGCAAAACCAAUGCCCAAGAAUGCAAACAACGCACCUCUGGUUGCUGUUCAUCACUCAAAAAUGCCCUUUGCUGUUGUUUUUAGGUUGAAAUAUGGAGAAACGAAAUAAGUGCCCUGGCCCCUGCAAAUCACUACCCUCUUUCGACUUUGAAAAGUGCCCUGGGUGUAUAGUUUAAGCAUUUACAUCAUUGUUAGUUAUUGAUAAAUAAGUCAACUUAAAGCUUUGAGAAUUCAUCUGUUUUGCUUGGCUUUAGGUGUUAAGCAUGGCCUGGAAAACUGAUGGAACUCGACUGGCUACUGUCUCAAAAGACAGCAAAGUUAGAGUAUAUGAUCCAAGAUCACAAGUUUCUCCUAUACAGGUAUCAAAUUAGAAUUUGAUGUAUUUUUCUUCUUCUUUUCUUUCAAAGCAUUGGGCUGAAAUACUUGCUUUUAUGUGUCAAGCAAUUCUUUAUUUGAAUGGCAAUUUACCCCCUCAAUGUCCUUCUCUGCCCCCUGUAGAAUUCCCACAGAUCCCUGCCAGUGAUAGGUUAUUUUCCCAUGUAUGUCUUCCAACCCUGCCGCAAAUUUCCCUUUUCCUGUCCUUUUUCUGUAAAGGAAACCUCCUGCAGGGUUCUCAAUAGAUUUUUAAAUAGGAGGUGAUCACUGAUAAAGUAGGAGGCUCUUCAGCAAAGCCAGCGGUGUCAAAACAAAGCAAAGAAAAGUGACUUAAACACAAAGUAAGCGGCUAUAAAUCCCAAAGUAAGCGGCGAUCAAUCGCCGGGUGCCGCCUUCUAUUGAGAACCCUGCUCCUGUGAAACUUUGACAAAGUAACACACAGGAAAAGAUAAAUAACUCAGUUUAGAUGACUUGAUAUUUGUUGUUGCACCUCCAUUAAUUGCAGGCAACCCUUGAGGUACGGGCAAGUGCCUGCUUAAUGGAAGUUGCCUGUUCAACAGAGGUUCAUCAUAAAUCAACAUAAUCUUUAGCAGUAACAUCACUUUAUUUUGAAACGAAUGCAGGACGGAAAAAGCAUUACUGGUCCACCACAUUAUUGGUCGUCACCUUCUUUCUCAGACAGUAUUUUCCUUCAUCAUAUUCUUAAAAUGAAGCCAAACUAUGUGUAUCAAACGCUUGAUAGACGUGACAACAAGGGAGAACUCUCAUUGGAACGGCCAAAAGGUGGCCUUCACUGCUUAAUAGAAGUUUGAUUUUCCCUUCUUUUCUACAAUUAUUUUGGAACCUUGAUUACUGGCUGCUUAAUAGAGGGUGGCUGGCCGAUUGAGGUGCAUGGCCUUUGCCACUUAAUAGAAGUUUAAUUUUCCCUUCUUUUCUACAAUUAUUAUUUUCGGACCUUGAUUACUGGCUGCUUAAUAGAGGGUGGCUGGCCACUUGAUAGGGGGCCCUUAAUGGAGGUUUGACUGUAUGAAGUAAACUAAAGGCUAAUUUAUCUCGACCAUGAACCAUCAUUCAUCAAUCUUUUACAAAGUUUCACCUGCUUUAAAUUGUCUCAGACAGGCCCUGGUCCCGCUGGUAGCCGUGGAGCGCGUGUCGUCUGGGGGGGUCCUGAAGGGAACUGGUUGAUUGUCUCUGGGUUUGGCAGGUAACUUGUAGUGCUUAUGCUCUUUUAUGUUAGGACCAUAUAUCCACAUAAGACUGUCUAGGGGGAGCAAGGGGAGGCGAUGGGGAGGGGAGAAGCUAGAGGGGGGAGUAAGGGGAGCAAGGGUGGCGCAGUGGUGAGAGCACUCGCCUCCCACCAAUGUAGCCCGGGUUCAAAUCCCAGCAUUGACGCCAUAUGUGGGUUGAGUUUGUUGUUGGUUCUCUCCUUUGCUCUGAGAGGUUUUUCUCCAGGUACUCCGGUUUUCCCCUCUCCUCAAAAACCAACAUUUCCAAACUCCAGUUCGACCAGGAAUCAGGUAGACGAAGAACCACUAUGUGGAUGUGCUACCUGCAAAUCGUUAUUUAUUUAUUUAUUAUCUAGGUUUGUACACUGAUAUUAUAGGCCUCUGCGUUUACGUCUGUAAUAAAAUAGUAUUACAAUAUGCAUUUACAAACAUCCUUGUUUGGAAAUCAUCAAUGCCCAAUUUUAUGACUAUUUAUAAACCCCAAGAGGAAAUUGGGGUCAACCUGUAAGUUUCACCUUUUUGCCAGCAUCAAAUUGCUAUAAUCCAAUAAAUUGUUAAAAAACCUGUGUUUGUUUGGCCAGAAAAAAAAUCCUUCUUUUUAUUAUUUUAGUAGUUUUUUUUUUUUUUUGCCAUCAUUUGCCUGCUGUGGCAAGAAGGAUUUUCACUUUCAGAGCAAGGCAUUUUGCAUAUCAGCUACCUGGCAAUUGCAACAAGAUUAACUCUAGUUUAACCUUACAUUAACUUCAGUGACCUUUAGUGAACUUUAAGCAAGAAUAAUGGGAAGAAAGAAAAAUUUCCCUUUAACUUGCGGUGGACAAGACAUGACAUUAUGCAACAGGAAUAGUAUUUUUACCAGGUAAUUAACAGACCACAUUUCAGGAAAAAACUGGUUUUUUUGUUUGCUAGGAUGAGUAACCGUAUCAUCAGUGUAUACGAUAGUCAUAACUUAUCUGAAGCCUUAUCAACUUUGGAGUCCACAGUUUCUCCCUCUACAUUAAUUCCAUUUUACGAUGAAGAUUCUGCUGUCUUGUUUUUCUUUUCAAAGGUAUGAAAAUACUUUAAAUACAAGGAAAUAUUCAGAGAUUUUUAGCAUACACCAUGCUUUUUAAUACCGAGGAAUUUGUAUAAAUGUAUAAUGUAAGCUGUGACAUGACAAAAAAGUAAUACUUUAAACCCAGACGAGGGGACAACUGUAUGUGUUGGCACAUCUUCACUGUUUUUUAUGUUAUUAUUUUUUUGUUAAGUUUUCCCACAAUGUUGUAAUAUAUUUGGCUGAAAGAUUCAAAGCCUAGGAUAGAUACAAGGACUAGCUAGGUGCUUUUAUCAUGACUUUGUGCUUAAAAGUGGAACCCUCUAAAUGAUAGGAGCUAAUAAAAAAAUAAAUAGAAAAUUGCAAUAAAGUACCAAAAUUUCUUUUCUUGGUAUUUCAACCUAAUUGAAAUUUUAUAUUUCAAUUCUAAAACAGCCAUAUUAACCUUAAGUGUUCAACCCACUAAUUUUACACUAUAGAAGGUUGAGGUGCAAUAAGCACUUUUUGUCAUUUUAAUACUGGAGCCCCUGGGUUUUUCUCAUAUAAACAGUUUUCAAAAAAUGUACUUCUUCAUAAUUAUUUUCAGAGAUUAAUGAUUUUGAUUGUGAUUUUUUUAGGGUGAAACGACUAUUUUUGCUUACGAAAUAAGUGAAGAAGCACCUCAUAUCUUUGAACUGUCGCACUACAGGACAAAGGAACCUUACCAGGUAACAUAACAUAAUAGUGACGUAAUGGUGUAUCUUGUUAGUCAUAAAUAUACUGACAUAUGACAUACGUCUUUAUAACUUGGAUCUCUAAGACUCUGUUUUUAAACUAAAGGUUUUUUUUUUUUUUUUGCCAUCAUUUGCCUGGUGUGGCAAGAAGGAUUUUCACUUUCAGAGCAAGGCAUUUUGCAUUUCAGCUACCUGGAAGGCAAUUGCAACAAGAUUAACUCUAGUUUAACCUUACAUUAACUUCAGUGACCUUUAGUGAGCUUUAAGCAAGAAUAAUGGGAAGAAAGAAAAAUUUCCCUCUAACUUGCGGUGGACAAGAUAUGACAUUAUGUGGCAGGAAUAGUAUUUUUACCUGGUACAUAACAGACCACAUUUCAGGAAAAAACUGGGUUUUUUUGUUUGCUAGGAUGAGUAACCGUAUCAUCAGUGUAUACGAUAGUCGUAACUUAUCUGAAGCCUUGUCAACUUUGGAGUCCACUGUUUCUCCCUCUACAUUAAUUCCAUUUUACGAUGAAGAUUCUGCUGUCUUGUUUUUCUUUUCAAAGGUAUGAAAAUACUUUAAAUGCAAGGAAAUAUUCAGAGAUUGUUAACAUACACCAUGCAUUUUAAUACUGAGGAAUUUGUAUAAAUGUAUAAUGUAAGCUGUGACAUGACAAAAAAUUAAUACUUUAAACCCAGACAAGGGGACAACUGUAUGUGUUGGCACAUCUUCACUGUUUUUUAUGUUAUCAUUUUUUGUUAAGUUUUCCCACAAUGUUGUAAUAUAUUUGGCUGAAAGAUUCAAAGCCUAGGAUAGAUACAAGAACUAGCUAGGUGCUUUUAUCAUGACUUUGUGCUUAAAAGUGGAACCUUCUAAAUGAUAGGAGCUAAUAAAAAAAUAAAUAGAAAAUAGCAAUGAAGUACCAAAAUUUCUUUUUUUGGCAUGUCAACCUAACUGAAAUUUUAUAUUUCAAUUCUAAAACAGCCAAAUUAACCUUAAGUGAUCAACCCACUAAUUUUACACUAUAGAAGGUUGAGGUGCGAUAAGCAUUUUUUGUCAUUUUAAAACUGGAGCCCCUGGGUUUUUCUCAUAUCAACAGUUUUCAAAAAAUGUACUUCUUCAUAAUUAUUUUCAGAGAUUAAUGAUUUUGAUUGUGAUUUUUUUAGGGUGAAACAACUAUUUUUGCUUACGAAAUAAGUGAAGAAGCACCUCAUAUCUUUGAAUUGUCGCACUACAGGACAAAGGAACCUUACCAGGUAACAUAUCAUAACAGUGACGUAAUGGUGUAUCUUGUUAGUCAUAAAUAUACUGACAUAUGACAUACGUCUUUAUAACUUGGAUCUCUAAGACUCUGUUUUUAAACUAAAGGAAAAGGAUCAGCCAUGAGACAGUUGAUACUAACCAUACUUUUCUUCCCCCACCCCACCAUGGACAGGAUGCUAGUCCUAUAGUGGGGUUAACCCUAGUAAUAAUAUUAUUGGUUGCUGGUAUCUAUUGUUACAUGUGGGUGCUGGAAGAAAGUAAAGUUUUUUUUUGUCCAUGGAAACAAUGUAAAGGCGUACCUAAGGCUUCAAAGCUGGACCUUUUGGUCAGCAGCUAUGACAUACCAGAAUUAGCUAACUAUAUCUUGUUAGUCAUUAUUUUAAGUAGUGACAUACAAGCAAAUAGUGUCAGUGGGGUGAAAUAUAUGGUUAAUUAUGUCAAUGCUCAAUUCUUUGCAGGCAGUGGGCUUUCUACCAAAGAUUGUAUGCAAUGUCAAAGAAGUAGAAUUUGCUAGGGCUGUCAAACUGAACAAAACGUUCAUAGAACUCCUCUCAUUCCAGGUUCCGCGAGUGAAGGUUUGUUUCAGUUUAAUAAAUUUAUUCUUUUAACAUACUGAUACUGAUAUGGUAUUAUCUGCUUUUUAUGUAAAUAGAUGGAGUACUUCCAAGAUGACCUUUUCCCAGACACAAGGGUAUGGUGGGAGCCUGCAUUGACUAGUGAUCAGUGGUUUACUGGUAAAAAUGGUGCACAGAAGAGGUUGUCACUUAGACCAGCUGACAUGAAGCCAUGUAAGCUUUACGUUAUUUCAAAACCUUGCCUGGACAAAAUGAAUAUUAUGGAACUAAGAGUUAAUGGCUUAAUAGGGUUCCUAUUAAUGCACACGUGUGAUUUUACGCACAAAAAAUCUAAAAGGCCACAUGCUUCUCAUGAGCCCAAGAGUCUCAGGGAUGCACAAGGAUUGGUACUACUCAUGCAUCUUUGCAACCAUUUUGGAAAUCCCCAUGUGUUUUAUCGACCCGCCAUAGUGUCUACUCAGGGAAUAUGUCCACCCAGAAAACACUAUGUAACGUUUUUCAGCCCUCAAGGACGAAGCCAACCCAUACAUUGUCUAUUGGACAGGAAAAAAAAAACUGAUGUAGACCCUUGUGAGAUUUCUGGACCCAAGGAGAGUGUCUUCAAGUCCAAAUGGCUUUAUGAAUUUUCAUGGUUAAUGUAUAUUUCCACCAACAACCAAAUGAAAUUCGUAACACGUCUUGAUGCAUACUGAUGUUCAGCAAAACCAUCCCAAUCAUAUGUACAGGGUGCAACUAAUUUUCAGCGAUCAGCCUUAGAUCACCAUCAAUUAGGAAAUGAAUCCCUUUCACUACCUCUUUAGAAAAUCUCAUCCAUAGUGGUGGUGUGGAUAUAAAACGAAAUGGCUUGAGUGUUUGGUGUUGUUGUCUUAACAGUAAGUGAAGCACCUAAAGCAGCCCCCAUUGCAAGAAAGUAUGACAGCAGACAUGAGCUUGUAGAAGUCAAAACCACUGAACAACAGAAAGAGGAGGUAACGCUUGCCUGCAUGCAACUUAUCAUCUAAAACCAGGGGCUUGUUUGCACUGGAAAAUACUAUUAAUGAUAAAAUAAAUAUUCUAUCAUUAAGGUUGAGAUGUUCUGGGGCUAGGGGAUGGCGCUCUGUUAUAACCUGGUUUCCUUUUUUCGAGGGCAGGGUGAUAACCCUAUGCCAAGAAAGCCUGAGAAAGUAGCGGACACUUUUACAACGCCACAACUGGUUUCCUUGUGAAAUAAUGUCUGAUGAAAGAGUGCAGAAAUUCCAUACUGAUCACAUGUCACUACUUACGAAGUGAAAUGUAAUAGAUACCGGACUAACCCUAAGCCUGUGAACACAGAUUUAUCUCCGGUGGUCUCUUCUCUCCACCCAAAAAGUAAGAGAAAUGACAACUAUAGAUACAUCUGCACUCACAGGCUACACCAACCCUUGCAAGCUUGAACUUUCUUAUUAACGACCAGCAAUUUAUUAUUGUUUUUUUAUUUGGUCUUCAGUGAAUUCUCUGAUUACUUUGCAGCUCUUGAAUUCCAUGGUUGAGAAAUUAAGAAAUUUUGAUGAUGACCCUCUACCACAGGAUCUUCAAGAAGGAGUAGAUGAUGAUGAAUGGGUAUGCAAAAAGUCCUGUUUAAUUUUUAGUUUUCUUUUAAGUUUCAAGACCAGGGGUAUAGAUGGAUGUGAAAUUUUGGUCCCAAUAAAAACAGGAUUUCUCCUAAGGGCAUAGUUACACUAUGCGAUUUUUUUGUUUUUUUGGUGGAGAUGGUAUUAUUACUGACAGUCGAUUGGUGGCAUAUUUGCUCUCACUUAUUUCUGGAUAAACCAUAAAGUAUGCUUCGUUCAGAAACCCAUUCUAUAUAUUGGCAGGAAAGAAAAUUUGUAAAAACUGUAAACCUUAGAGAUUUUGGGAGUAGGUUGUGUUGGAGGCAGGCAACUUUGUCCAGACCGGCUGUCAGGAAAACCCUUUAGGUCCCAAGAGUGACCAACAUCAAUUUUCUCCUAACAACAUCAGCAGAUCAUCAAGUGUAAAGGUUAUGAGAAUUGCUAAAUUGAUUACCAAAGGGAGAAUGCUUUGAUCUUAAACCAAAUUCUCUCAACUAUUCUUAAAAGCAAUGUAUGCAGAUCAGUCUGGAGAAUUUGUAUGUGGAUCUUGGGGCUUAAAUGGUUAAGAUUCAGCAGGGCCUUAAGUAUAUGUGAUACAGUCAAACUUCCCAUAAGCAACCACCCAAAAUGCAAAGAUGUAGUGGUCGCUUACAGGAGGUGGUCUUUUACAAGAAUCAGCCACAGGGGUCUCGUCCAAGAGAAGGUCCAGCACAUCUACUUUUUCACAGAUUAUUUAUUGCAUGCAAUAAAGUUACUUACAUAUGUAGUUGUUUGUACACUCUAAGUGGUGUAGUACACACAGCAAACAAAGAGACCAUACCAUGCACCAAGUGAUCACUUGUUAGAGGUUUAGAAUAAUAAAAAAGUAUAGAACUGUCAGUCCAAAAGUGGUUGUGGUUGCUUAUGAGAUUUGUUCGUUGAUGAGAGCUUUUAUUAAAGGGCUUUGACUGGGAAAAUUUUGGCAUUUCGCAUAGAAGGGUGCUGAUGGGAGGUAAAGGUAAAGCCACCAUAUUUUACGUUGAUAACUUGUGACAGUAAUAACUGAUAAGCUUGUUGAGGUUGACGGUGCGCUCAUUUUAUUCCCCUCUCUCCAUCAACGCUCUGUUUUAAGGGAAUUUAAAGCUAGGUAAAACUACACAGUAAGGAGAGAAGUUGAAACAAGGAUAGGAUGUCACUGGGGAUUGACCUUGGGACCUACUGCACUGAAGGCCGCGCAAUAACCAACUAUGCCACCCUUGCUGCUGGGAGGUGGUUGUUUAUGGGAGGUGGUCUGUGGCACAUGGAGGUUUGAUUGUAUCUUAUUUUUCUGCAAUUUUUGUUUCAGGAUGACUGAAGGAAAACAGCAUUGGAUAUUUUCAAACCCUCAACAAUGUCCCACGUCAUUCAUGCAUAAAUUGUAA